GUAAUGUCAUUUUGUACGGUAACUUGGCCUUAUAUGUAAAGUUUUAAAUGUUUUAUCUGUUAUUAUUUUAUGUUAAAAAUUUGAACAUGUUCUUUCGAAAAUGUUUUGUAUGAAUAUACGUGUUUUUUGUUGCCAGGUCGCGAGUUUCUGGAAACCCGUCUUUGUGGCUUAAAAACAAAUGAGCAGAAUGAGUAUGAGCUGAUAUCCCGGAGUGCAGUCAUCGACGGCGGUUGAAAUGGGGCGGACGCAGUACAUAGCGUGCGCGCUUCUUCUAUUGUGCCCGCUUGCUUUAAGUCGGCACGAUGACGACUUCGCUUUCGACAAUAGCGACGAGUUUCAGCUUGAACUUACAGCAAACCAUUCAGAGAUAGCAAGAAACGGCCUAAAAAGACUAUGGGGUGUACCGGACACGCCGGCGUACGUCGGGCAUCUCUUCCGGAUGGAAAUACCCAAAGAAGCCUUUACCGGAGAAGUGUUAGCGUAUAAGGUUCGACGCGAAGACGGGCGGCGCAUGCCCAGCUGGCUGGCCGUGGACUCAAAGCACGGUCUGAUCAGCGGCAUCCCUCAGCAUGGCGACCUAGGUCCGCACACCUUCACAGUCACCGCGCACGGUCGAACACAUGGCCUCACCGCUACAGAUUCCUUCACCAUAGAGGUGAAAAAAGCCGAAGAGAAGCCUCAUUCGAAGUACGGCACGUGCAUCGGCAACGAGAAACGCCUGAUCCUAAUCAUCCUCAUAGACGGGGCGUUCCAGCAUAUACCGUCGAGACAGCGGAUCCGCGCGCUCAUGGAGCUUGCCAACUUUAUGGCUAUCGAUGGAGAAGAGUUCUGGAUUGCUCCGUACAAGUCUGACUCUGAGCAGGCCCAGAGCGUGCUUAUGGCCGGGCCGGGCAACUCGCAGCGGAGGCGAGGCGACGCCACUACUGCUAUCUAUCUCAACGUGGGGUGCGGCGAGAAGAUGUGGUCUAGACACAAAGUGCUGGUGGCCGGUAUAAGAGAACAAGCUCGUGACGGUACAUUGGCGCAUCUCUUACGCCUUCCCGUACUGGGAUGGCGACUGGCCGCUGCGCGUGCGCCGCCUCGACACAAGCGUCAGUCGGACAUGGACGAGGGCUCCGGCCUCGACGAUAUCUACGACGACGAAGGCGACGCCGAUGACGGCGAGGACGACUUCAGCGGCGACGGCUACGAUGAUGAUUACGGCGAGGUGGCCCCCUCCCCGCACCCCCAUCGCCACCACCACGGCGACCCCAUCGCGACACACACCACCGACACGUUUCAGGCCGCGACCGACACCGAACCGACCCCUAAACCUACCACUACCCCUCCCACGACCCAAACUAAACCUACGACUACCCAAACUAAACCUAUGCCUACCCAAACUAAACCUAUGCCUACCCAAACUAAACCUAUACCUACCCAAACUAGCCCAGUUCCUACCCAAACUCAACCAACGACGACAACCCAACUCACCACCCUUAAGACCACUACGGAAGAACACACCACCACCACCGAGGGAACCAGUCCCGAGCCCGCCUCUACUAAUACGUAUACGACGAAGGAACCUGAAGUGAAGAUAGAUCCUAUAUCGGAGCCGGUUUCCGAGUCGAGCAACGUCAGUUACACUCUCAAACUACCGAUUAAUCCUAGGCUAUACCCAAUAGACAAGACUGAAAUCAUACCAGAGGAAACGCCCACAACACCAGAAGUUGACAUGCAAACAGUAAUUAUACGCGAGACGUACAAUCUACCGACCUCAUCGGCGGCGUCUGUGCCGAUGACGUCAUCAGAGAUUCCGACAAGCCCUAUACCGGAGUCUACACCAAUAUCGUCGACGCCCGUAUCCCCGGUGUCAAUACAAGCAGCGAUACCUCCUGUGGUAUUACUGUCACCGAUUAAUACCACUACUGCAGUGCCGACAACUACUACGGAGCAGAGUACCACGCUGGUGGCUGCGUCUACAACCCAAGAGGUUCCAACAACUAGUCAGGAGCCAGCGCCAUCUAGCGAGAAAUCUAGCACUAUAAUCGGUCGCACGACGGAAACGGUGACGUUCCCAGCGCCGGUUACGAUACCGCUACCUGUUAAUCAACCGCCAACGCUCAAACACCACAUGAAGAAACUCGCGAUCACAGCUGGCAAGGCCUUCAGAUACAUAAUCCCUGCGGACCUGUUCACUGACCCGGAGGAGGGCAGCAACCUCACCUUCACCAUGUAUUUAGCUGAUAACGUGCGUCUCAGCAAGACAUCCUGGAUACAGUUCAUACCGUCCGGACGAGAGGUCUACGGAUUACCAUUAGAAGCGCACGUCUCUCGCUGGAACUUCAUAGUCGAAGCCCAAGACAGCGAGGGACUCGUCGCACGCGGUCCGUUAGACAUAACGAUCCAGCAACACAAGAGCGUUCGGACUAUCAACCACAAGUUCGUGAUGGAGUUCAAACUCAUCAGGGACUACAACAACACGAUAGACUGGCAGAUCAAAGCCCUGGAAGGAUUGGUUAACCUCUUCAGGGAUACAGAUAUGGAUCAUUUGACUGUGUUGAAUGCGACCCAGAACGGCGAUAUAUGCCAGUUUGUGUGGACGAAUGACACGCUGCCCAAGGACCCUGCGUGCCCGAAAGAUGACAUAAAGCGUCUUAUGAAGAUAAUGGAAUCCGACACUGAACCGGGCAGUCCCUCGGCCGGAUUAGCUCGCGCAAUGUCGCCCGAACUCAAAGUCAGCUCCGUAUCGUGGGAAGGUGUUGGGGCGUGUUCAAACAGCGCGGGUCCCGUCACCCACGCGCCGGAUACAUAUCCUCCCGUCACCAGGAACCAGGUCGACCAUCUGACCGCGACCGCCGGCCAUCUGUUUAUCUACAAAGUGCCCGAGGACACGUUCUUCGACCCUGAAGACGGUGGAACCCGCAACCUUCAUCUCAGCGUCCGUUACGACGACCGCUCCGAACUGCCCGCCGGCCACUGGCUUCAGUUCGAUGCUAACAACCAAGAGUUCUACGGCCUGCCAGCGCCCGGAGACGAGGGCAGCGUGCCUUACCAACUGAUCGCUGAAGAUUCCAGCAAGAAGAGCGCGUACGACAGCAUAGUAGUCGAAGUGCUGAAAGCACCUUCAAUCAGGCCUACAGUGGAAUUCCAAAUGACGAUGGAGUAUCCGUUCCCCAUGUUGGCUUACGACGCUACCAAUAAGAGGAAGGUUGUCGAAAAACUGGCCGCACUCUUUGGACAAAAGGCCACGGACAAUAUAAGGAUAGACAAGAUCACUGAUAACCCAACUACGAUUAUUUGGUACAACACCAGCUUACCAAUGGACAGGUGUCCUAAGAAAGAGAUCGAGGAACUUAGAAAAAUGAUAAUCGUAGACUACCGAGGCUCGGCCGCCGCUCUCAAGGAAAACGUCGACCAUGUAUUCGACAAAGACCUUAAAGUCAUGUCGAUAAGGCUCAUUCCGCAAGGAUUAUGCGCCGAACAGAACACAAAGAUACCAAAGACCACAAUACAAGUGCACCCCGGUUCUAAUCCAGUAAACCAGCAUAGCAGUAAGACGGCUAGUGCCAAUGACAACGGAUAUUUGAUCACUUUCGUUAUACCGGCGGUGGUUAUCGUCUGUAUGAUAUUGGUCGCUGGUAUUAUCGCCUGCGUCCUUUACAGAAGACGGCGAACAGGUAAAAUGAGCGUAGGCGACGAGGAGGAGCGGCAAGCGUUCCGCUCCAAAGGCAUUCCGGUCAUAUUCCAGGACGAGCUAGAAGAACGCGCGGACACAGAGCCCGUCCACAAGAGCCCCGUGAUAAUGCGUGAGGAAAAACCGCCGUUAUUACCUACCGCCCCCGACUAUAGGCAUGCGGAUGACGCCCCUUAUCGCCCCCCUCCCCCUUUCGCAUCCACAAGAACCCCCCCUAGACCAAAAGCCACGCCCACAUACAGAAAACCCCCUCCAUACGUCCCGCCUUAAGACACUGCCUCAUUAAAUAAGUAUAUAUUAUUACUGUAGGUUAGCAACGCAAACCGCCGCGUUAUAAUGUUGGUAACGACUCAAUUUAACUUUCUCGUUUGAAUGUCAUUGGAAUUUGUGGAGAUUUACGUUUCUGCGAUCAUUGCAAAAUAUCCUAGUUUAGUUUUUUAUGAGCGUUAUUAUUAUUAUUAGAAAUGUUUAACAUCGUAACUGCUUCUUUUUCUUAAAUCCGUUAACAUUUAUUGUAUUUAUUUUCACUUGAGCAAUGAUCGCACAGACGAUCAUUCAAUCAAUCGAUUCUACGAAUUCGACCUACAAUAAAAUACAAAAUUGCAUAAAUAUCUAAUAAAAACUGCGUCCACAACUAGUCGAGUCGUUCAGUUGCAGCUGAUUAUUCAAAUUAAUAAUUAAUUUAUUGACGACUUUUUGUUAAUUACCCGUAUUAUCUUUGGCAGCAUUUAAUUUUGUAUAAGAAAAAACUUUUUUUUUGUUUAUUUAACGUAAUAUGCAUUUAGUACACCUACAUAUUUUUUAUGUUAUUAUCGUCGUAACAAGGAAUUGUUCACAUACACAAAGUGUAACUACGAAUUUUAAAGCAACGUCAUGAGAUACCUGGCUUCAUUAAAAACAUGGUAUGAAUAGGUGUUGAUCGUUUCAAUUAUGUAAAAAUUUGAGACUUCGCUGAAAACUUACUAUAAAUAACUAUAGUGUUAUUGUUGAAUUAGAGACAAUGUUACUUAGCUUGAUAGGUUAAGCAUUGAUUGAUACGGCAUGCUAAUGCAAUAUGCCGUUCAGUACCCCUCGAAUUUUAAAAUGCAACCUAGCUACACCUAUAAUAUUGAUAUGGCACAAUCAUGAACAUGCUUUUUAUUUGAAAAUAUACCUUAGUUUUUUACUUUCUUAUUAAUUCACUCUUAAUAAUGUCUCAAAC
Messenger RNA from Chilo suppressalis (striped riceborer), 4877 nucleotides. Lineage: Eukaryota; Metazoa; Arthropoda; Insecta; Lepidoptera; Crambidae. The record is from the annotation of a GenBank genome assembly.